Penaeus indicus is the source of this 4614-nucleotide messenger RNA. Its product is annotated as golgin subfamily A member 4-like. Lineage: Eukaryota; Metazoa; Arthropoda; Malacostraca; Decapoda; Penaeidae. Bases 94 to 4614 code for a protein of 1506 amino acids. The record is from RefSeq and is a predicted model, not a curated record. The transcript is spliced from 27 exons.
CCUCACAACAACUCGGAGGACAGCGCGGCGUGACGAGAGGCGACGGCGUUUCGACUUUCUUUCGGAAAACCCGGGCCCCGAAGUGUGUGUGCGAUGUUUCCUAAGGCCAAGAUAAAGAGGUUCAACGAGGAAGUAGGUUGUGCUCCUCCUCCAACAAAAUACAACCCAAAAAUUGACAAGAACACGGGUGCAGCUGUGACCCUAACCAGAUCCGAGAGGUGGAAGAAUAGCAAAGAGGUCACACCAGGGCCAGGAGCUUAUUGCACUCAGAGUAACUCCCCCAACCAGAAGAGGUCUACGUCGUCAUCCCGUCUCAAUUCGUCAACAUGUUCCAGCAGUUCAUCAGUGUCAGGAGGCGGGGUGUUUCUCAGUCCACCAAAACACACACGACUUUCCCGCUCUGCUUCUGCAAAGUCUGUACACGGGCGAUUAGGGGACAGAGAUGCCCGAGGGGACGAGCUACAAGAUCAAAUUCGAGAGCUUACGCAGGAAAGAGAUAGAAUGAAGGUUCUUAUAUCCCAACUAGAAGAUCAGCUGGUGACAUUAAAUAACAGAAUUACUGCAAGUGAAAUAAAGGAAGCUGAACUUGAAAAACUAAAAGGAGAGAAAGGUGAAUUGGAGUUGAAAAUUGCAAAACUUCAUGAAAGUGAGGAGGAGGUCCUGCAGCUAAAACAACAAAAUGAGGAACUGAAAGUACUUUUAGAAAGCAGUAGUGGAGAUAAAGAAGUUGUGGAAUUAAAUGAUCAGAUUCAGUCAGUCAGGAAAGAAUUGACUGAAUCUCAGCAUAUGAUUUCACGUUUGACAGAUGAACGGUCAGGUCUCCAACUGCAAUUGAAGCAGCUAGAGGAGUCUGCAGAGCAGAAAUCUCUCACUGAAGAUGAAGUUCAAAACCUCAAGGAGCAGAUAGACCACCUGACUCUUUUGAGGGAUAACCUUGAAGCAUCUGUCAUGGUAAAGGAUGACUUAAUAGCAGAACUACAACUGCAGUUAGAUGAAGUGGUGGUUGAGGGGCAGAGUUUCCAUGACCAGAUGGAGCUUUAUAAGGCCAAGGCAGAGCAACUGGAAGAAGAGAUCCAAAACAGCUUUGUCGACCGUGAUGAUGCGGAAAAUCGGGUACGCAACAUUGUAGCCAAAUAUGAAGCACUGAUUAAGGAUCAGGUGGAAGAGAGAGAGAUGAACAAAGAAAUACUUGCCAAGAAAGAUAUUGAAAUUGAACUUUUGAAUGGCAGCCUUGCUAAUCUUAAUGUGAAGGUUACAGAAUAUGAAAACACUAUUUCUUCCUUGCAAGAAGAAAUUGGUGAAAGGAAGAGCAAGAUUUCCUGCCUUGAAACCACUGUCUCUGACCUAAAUAUGAUGACGAAGGAGAAGGAAUUCAUGGAAUCUAUGUUAGAAGAGGAACUUAAUCAAAGAGCACAAGAGGUAAACAAACUAGAACAAAGUAUUCGAGAAGUUGAAACAAAACUUGGUGAAGUUAACAAAGAGAAGGAGAGUGUGGUAGCUACUCUGGAGACAGAAAGGAAACAAACAGCAGAGCUAAAUGAGAGGAUUCAGCACCUUGAAGUGCAGAUAAAGGAAAAAGAGGUGGUGCAGCAGUUCCUAGAAAAAGAAAUUGCAUCACGAGAGGCAGAGGUUUCAGAGUCAUCUGCAAAAAUUAAAACUUUGGAAGAGGAUCUUGAAACUGCUCGUCAAGUAGCUCUUGAUCUCCAGCAAGAUGCAGAAGUUCAACUCAAUCAAGUACUUACACUGAAGGCAACUAUCAGUGCAAAGGAUUAUGAUAUUGAGGCCAAAGAGGAGCUUAUUACAACACUGAAGAAUGAGGUGAGUCAGAAGCUCAACGAAACCAGCAUUUUACAAGGACAAGUAGAGCAACAAAGUAGUGUAACCACUAAGAUUGAGGAGCAGUUAAAUACCAAGGAAACACAGAUUCUGAAGUUAGAUGAAGAGUUGACUUCUGUGAAAGCUGCUCUUCAGUCACGUGAAGAAUCCUUAGCAAACUUGGAAAGUAAAGCAACUCAACUGGAAGAUAAUAAUCAUCAAUUAGAAGAGAAGGUGGUGGAACUAAUGGCUGAGAUUAGUGACAGGGAGGCUGAACAUAUAGCAAGGGUGAAUCGGAUACAAAAUGACCUUGAUGAUUUGGGCAUAAAAUAUUCAGAAUCUUUGUUGGAACAUGAGGCUACACGCAGAGCCCUUACCCAAACUUCAGAAGAGCUGGAAAGGGAGAAUCUUCUUCGUAUGGCUUCGGAGAGAGACAUCCAGACCUUAAAAGAAGAACUUGGCCAUUAUAAAGAAGAACAUAAAACUAUGGAACUCAACUUGAAGGAUCUGGUGCAAAAGUAUACCAACUUGGAAGAUGCUCUUGCCUGUGAGGAAGCUGAAAAUAGAGAUCUGGAGGACCGGUUAGAACGAGAGGUCAAAAAUGCCCAAGAGGCUGCAGCAACAGCUGAGAAGGAAAUUUCCAGCCUUCAGACUUCAAAUGAAGGAUUUUGCACACAGAUUACUCAACUAAAGAUUGACAUGAGGAAGAAAUCUCAAGCAGUAGUGGAGAUGCAACAGUGCAUUGAAGCUUUAAGGGAGGAAAAGCAGCACCUGACAAUUCUUCGUGACAAUCUGGAAACUACAGUAGAAGCCAAGGAAGACUGCAUUGCUCAGUUACAUCUUCAAGUGUCAACUCUUGAGAGAGAAAUGGAAGAGGAGCGUGUAACUUUGAGGUCAAGAAUAGCUGACCUAGAGAACCACCUGAAGGAGACUGAAGACCACCUCAAUAAUUAUAAAACAAAGGUAAUAGACUUGGAAGAUCAAGUAUCUUACCUUGAGGAUGAGAAGAUGAAACUGACCAAGUCCUAUGAGAAACAGCUAGAAGAAAAAUCCUCUUCAGUAACCCAGGCUGCUACAGAAUUAGUGGAAUUAAAGAAAACUUAUGAAGGGUAUGAAGACCAACUGAAGAAUCUUCAGACUUCACUUGUGGAUAAGACCAAUGAGGCAGAUGAACUGAAAGAGAAGUAUUUUGUGGCAAGUCGAACAUUAGAAUCCCACCAGGAAGAAAUGAAGGCUUUAGAAACAAGUUUGGGCAGAUCCAAGCAGGAAGUUGAAGGCAUGAAUAAAACCUUGUCCUCAAAGGACACUAUGUUAGAUGACCUUAACACUACCUUGGGCAGCAAACGUGAAGAAAUUCAGUCGCUAUAUAAGAGCCUUGAGGAGAAACAGUCAGCACUCGUGAAAUGUGAGACUCGUAUUCAACAACUGGAAGAGAAUGAGGAAAAACUUGCUCAAGACAAAGAAGAGGCUGCUCUUACUAUAUCAACCCUUAAGGAGUCCCUUGAUAACACCAAAAAACGUUUAUCCAGAUUGGAGAUUGUACACAAAGAAGAGAAGGAAGCUGAAGUGUCAAGGGUAACUUCUACUUUAGAAGGUGAUUUAAAAGAACUGAGAGAUACUAAUGCAGAACUUCUUGAAGAGUUGAAUUCCUGGAAGAGCAAGUUCCAACAUCUUGAAAAGAUGAUUGAACCAUUCAGAAUUGACAUGAGGAAGAAAUCUCAAGCAGUAGUGGAGAUGCAACAGUGCAUUGAAGCUUUAAGGGAGGAAAAGCAGCACCUGACAAUUCUUCGUGACAAUCUGGAAACUACAGUAGAAGCCAAGGAAGACUGCAUUGCUCAGUUACAUCUUCAAGUGUCAACUCUUGAGAGAGAAAUGGAAGAGGAGCGUGUAACUUUGAGGUCAAGAAUAGCUGACCUAGAGAACCACCUGAAGGAGACUGAAGACCACCUCAAUAAUUAUAAAACAAAGGUAAUAGACUUGGAAGAUCAAGUAUCUUACCUUGAGGAUGAGAAGAUGAAACUGACCAAGUCCUAUGAGAAACAGCUAGAAGAAAAAUCCUCUUCAGUAACCCAGGCUGCUACAGAAUUAGUGGAAUUAAAGAAAACUUAUGAAGGGUAUGAAGACCAACUGAAGAAUCUUCAGACUUCACUUGUGGAUAAGACCAAUGAGGCAGAUGAACUGAAAGAGAAGUAUUUUGCGGCAAGUCGAACAUUAGAAUCCCACCAGGAAGAAAUGAAGGCUUUAGAAACAAGUUUGGGCAGAUCCAAGCAGGAAGUUGAAGGCAUGAAUAAAACCUUGUCCUCAAAGGACACUAUGUUAGACGACCUUAACACUACCUUGGGCAGCAAACGUGAAGAAAUUCAGUCGCUAUAUAAGGAAGUGUUCAAGCUACGUCAAGAAACAGAACGUCAGCGAAAGACUGUCAAGAGAUUAGAAGAAAAGAUGUUACGAUUGAGUGGAUCUACAAGUCGCCUCAAUGAUACAUCUAGGAUGUUGGGAGAUAAGGAAAACUCAUUUUAUGCCGGGGCAGGAGCUCCAGCUAUGUCAUCCACGCCACUUAAACCUAUCGUCACACUACACAUCAUAACCAUUGUCAAAGUUUUUACCCAUCACUAUUGGCAAAAAUUAGUAGCUUCAAGAUCCCAGAACUGUAAAGUAAAAGUAGGACAUUACCUGUUAGGGUGCCUUCUGCAACCUGAGCCUGGUUUUGAGUUUCCUCAAAAUUUGAGAAGAAUCACUGGGAGCAAACUUUCAGACAAGCCCAAGGCACAAAGUCCAGUGUGUACUUGGCCAGACUGA